AAAUCAAUAAAUGGUUCAUCAUGCCUGGAAAAAUUAAAGUAAAGAUCCUAGCUGGUCGAAAUUUACCAGUAAUGGAUCGAUCUGGAGAUACAACAGAUGCAUAUGUGGAAAUUAAAUUUGGUACAACAACAUAUAAGACUGAAGUGUGUAGAAAAUCAUUGAAUCCUCAAUGGAACUCUGAAUGGUACAAAUUUGAAGUUGAGGAUGCAGAAUUGCAAGAUGAACCGCUACAAAUUAGAUUAAUGGAUUAUGACACUUAUUCAGCUAAUGACGCGAUAGGUAAAGUUUAUGUAAAUUUAAAUCCAUUAUUAUUGCCUGGUGUACCACCACCAGUUAAGAAUAUUUGGACAUUGGAAGCAUCGAUAAAUUCUAGUACUGGCUCUCAAGGAGGAUCAAUAAUGACAGGCUGGCUUCCAGUAUAUGAUACAAUGCAUGGAAUAAGAGGAGAAGUUAAUAUUAUUGUGAAAGUUGAAUUGUUUUUGGAUUUUAAUAAAUUUAGGCAAUCAUCGUGUGGUGUUACAUUUUUUUAUUCUCCCAUUGUGCCACAUGGCUACCAUGCUCAAGUAAUACAUGGAUUUGUGGAAGAAUUAGUAGUUAGCGAUGAUCCAGAAUAUAAGUGGAUUGAUAAAAUCAGAACUCCAAGAGCAUCCAAUGAAGCACGUCAAACGCUCUUUUUAAAAUUAAGUAAUGAAGUGCAAAGGAAAAUAGGUUUAAAAGCUUUAGAUCUUGGAGGAAAUGCGGUUAUAGGAUAUUUACAAAAUUUUGAUUUGGAAGGAGAAUCCGGAAUUGUUGCCAGAGGUAUUGGCACAGUGGUCACUCUUGUGAAACUUCACGAUUUUCACAAUUUUUUGGCUGAGACUCCAACUGCAGACGAUUUGCAUGCCACUGACAAUAAAAACAAAUCUAAAAAUAAAACCAAAAAAAGAUUUGGCUCAGAAAUAUUUAAAUCUAAUAAACUACAGUCACCAGACUGCUCAGAAUCUGAAGAUAGUCCUCGUUUGCUCCCUUGUCAAAACUAUCAUCAUCAUUAUCAUCAUCACCAUACAAUCGGCAAUAGUAACAGCAACGAUAACGGCAGUGUUACAAAUAAUAGUCCCAUAUCUUCGCCAACUAUGCUAAGCAGUAAGUUUCCCCUAUACGGCGACAACGUGCCUCUGCAAUCGAUCACUCCGUUAAAAGUCACGGAAUUGAAGCAAACCCCAGAGCAUCAGUCAUCAGCCCAAUCGUGGACCAGCGUCGGCUCCAAGCGUGGCCCACAGAUCGAUUCUGGCUCUAGUCUCUCCCUCGCGACUGACGUUAUCGACGAAGCCUCGAUAAGGGCAAUGCUCGCCCUCGAGGAUAUGCGUGGAGAGCCUACGGCUAGCAGAUUUUCACGCAGCCUCAAGACUCUUCGUUAUCUGCCCCAGAGUGUCCUGACAAGACGCGGCCUUUUAAGGCCCAAGAUGGCAGACUCACUUGACGAGGAGAGCGACCUCGAUAGCACGUACUCGAGCACGUGGUCCGUGUGCGGUUCUGACUCCGCCAAGUCCUCCUCUAUCGUAGACUUCCAUAAGUCCAUUAAGAAGAAGAAAUUCAGACACCGGAAGGCCACUGGUGAGGGCAUCGCCGCCAUGCUCAUCAGGUCCGUGCAUGUUGGUGGCCCACUGCUCGAUAGUGUUAAGGAGGAUCGCGAGACACCUGUACCGUCUCCAGUCAAUUUCAUAGACGAAGAGUCUACUAAUCAGCAAGACUCCGCAUCUGCCUCGAAAAGCGACAAGAACAUGGAAGAUUCGAGUGCAUUUGCGGAGUCGGAUAAGCUGGGACACGAGUCCGUGGAAAAAGAGGACAAGAACAUUUUGCUCGUAGCCUAUUCGAAGCUCAAGUUGUCGGAGGACAAUGACGCAAUACCAUUUAUUACAUCUUCAGAGUCUGAUACAUCAAGCUCAGAAGGUGACGGUAUCGACGACGAGGAGGACGACGAGGAGCUUUCGGAAUCAAGUACUAAUUACAAUAUACUCGACGACACGCUACCCUUGCUAGAUCCCAGCUCAUCCGAUAUUGAAAACUACCCAAUGUUCGGCGAGUCCCAAAUCCAGCUCUGCUCAUCACCGAAGCCGAACUUCAGUUCCCAACUAAUCAUGAAAGAAGAUGAAGAAUCAAAUUUUCCUGUCCGCAGUGUAGAAGAAACUUCAACAACUUCAUCCAUGGCCACUAGUAAGGCAAAUAAUGUUUUACCCGUAGACGAUGUUCUAUCAUCUGAGUUUUCUUCAGAUAUUGAUUCCGAUCUACCUUUGAAAUCAAUUUCAAAUGACAAUAAAUCAAAGAAAAUAAAAAAACUCUCAAGCGACUUGAAAAUGCUACAACAAACAGAUGAAGAAGAACUCAAAAAUUCCGAAUCAUUACACAUGUCUUCUGUUCAAUUUGAUUUACCAAAUAAUUAUUCAGAAGAACAGGAAAAACCUUUAUCAAUGGAAGAUGAUCGACUUACAGAUUUUAUUAUACCAGAGCACUCGCAAAAGAAUAACAAUAAGCUUUUAAGACAUCGAUUCCACAAACAAUUAUCAGCUACGCAACCGAAUGAAGAUAUUCUGACAGAAUCAUCCGAUGAUGAUUAUUAUAGUAAUAUAAAUCUACGAUCGUGCAAAAGUCAAGAAAAGAAGUUACUUAUUAAUUUUAAUGACGAUCAACAUCAGUCAAAUUCGACAGAUUUACCACAAAAGCCGUCUCGGCGACUUGAGCGUGUAAAAACUGUAAUUUAUAAAGGCUUGAAAGAGAACAAGGAAAAUAAUCUGUUGGACCGUAGUAAUAAAGAACUAUUAUCGAUUCCACCUCCACUUUCACCCACUAUUAUUAAUCUUCCUACAUUAGUUACUAAUUCUGCUGAUACUACUGAUGCGAAUCAUUUGCAAGUUCCCAGUAUAAAUCUCAAGGACAUAAUAUCUAAAAGUCCUUAUCCUGCUAAUGAGGCAUCUUUUGCAGAAGAUACUCGGGUAGCUGAGAUAUUAACUAAAAAAUAUAGACAAUCUUGUAUGCUAGAUUUGAUUAAAAUUAUCGAUGCAAAGAUGUUUAUGCAUCAUCAUUCACACGCAGAGUCAACACGGCAUCGCAAACAUGCAAUUAAUAUCGGAAAAUUUCCGUCUUCCGAUUCUAUUCAACGAAAAAUGCUCCCUCGAUCAAGAUCCCCUGAUAUAUCUAGCAUAAGCCAUCGUCGUCGUGGCCUUCAUUCUCGUUAUACAUCAUCAGCUUCUAUUCAUAAUUUAGUUAAACACUCGUUAAAAAAUCAUCACUUCUCGUCUGAAUGCUUAGCGGAUAUUCAUCCACCUUCAAACUCCGAAAUGGAAUAUUUUCCCGAAAAAAUCGCGGAGGCUGCUAAGAUUUUGUUUCAAGCAAAACCUUCUUAUAACGAGGCAGUCGAUGAGAACAAUCUAGAGAUGCGGGCCUUGACAACCCUCGAGAGCGCAACUUAUGAAAACAUCGCUAUUGUUUCCACUAGAUCACUAUCCAAUACUGUUCCUACUACUGUUACUACUUUUACUAAUGUCUUUGAUACUAAACCAACUAACACGGCCAAUGCAACUGACAAUCUGUGUGUAUCCCAUUCACCGUCCAUACGUAGGCAACAGCAUCAGCAGAACUCAAAUCAGGAAACACAACAGCAGUCGAUCAGUCCAUGUGGUAAUCAGCAACAGUCGAAAACAGCCCACUCACCGGCAUCAAAAAAUCCUGGUAUACCAAUGCACCGCAGAUCCAGCGACUCGGAUUUAAGCAUAACACCGAAAGGGAAUUCAUUGACUGGUAGUGAACGCUCAAUGGGCGGCUACUUGAAACCGUCGUCGGCCAUCGUUAGAACGAUGAAUCAGGAGGCUCUGGAGAUGCUCGAGUAUCCGUUUAUAACGAUGCAACAAUAUCCGCCUGGCUUUGUUUUGCACAUAGGUGGCCUUGUUAGUGCAAGAUCGGUAAAACUUUUAGAAAGAAUUAGCAACUUGGAGGAGCCUGAGGGUCGGGAUUCUUGGUGGACAGAAAUUAGAAUGGAAAUCCGCUCUCAUGCUCGAUCUCUCGCUUGUAACGUUGUUAUAGGGUAUAAAGAAGAGACAAGUAUUUGCGAUGACGUGUGCGUGCUGAGCGGAUCGGGUACAGCCGCCGUGAUAAAUCUGCAUAGCACGGGUCAGGACCAGGAUAAGGUUCUUAUAACCCAUGUCCAAGGUUUAAUGACGGCCUCAACAGAGUCUGAUAAAGGCGCAACCGUCGUUUCAGAUAAGCCCCAGAAUCCGAAGAAUACGUUUAAAGAUAAUUAUGACGCGUUAUCCCAACAACAGCAGCAACAACAACAACAACAACAACAACAACAACAACAACAGCAACAACAACAACAGCCGCAAGCAUCAGCUACACCAGCGACGGCGACCGCGGCAUUAAAUCAUCAGAUGCCAAGAUCAAAGCAGAGAUAUUCCUCUGAGAGCAAUGAGCACGAGCAGCCCUAUUCUUUCCCAUUAAGCGGAUGUAGCAUUUGCCACUUGCCCUACAAUAAAUCUAGCAUGAAUUUUCAGGUGCAUGUGUCGAAGUGUACGAUCUGCCAUCGCGCCAAAGUUCCGGAUGUGCUGUUCACAACGGUAGAUCUACCGGAGAACCUACCAAUGACUGGCCACGGGAGCUUCAUCCAAGCGAUCGUCUGCAAAGCGAAGAAAGACUUGCGCGGUGAACUCAAUGCCAAGGAAAUCUCCGAUUGUCUGCCCUUUCUUGAAUACGAAUUGCACAGCCUAUUGCUUAAUAAAUUACGCAUGCGAGGUAUGAACGCGGCCUUCGGCCUUAAGGUCCAGGUAUCGAUUGGUGAACGACUUGUAAUUGGCAUGGCUACUGGUACGGCUGUCUACCUCACGGCUCUGCCGCCUCCCUCAUUACCCCAGAUCGCCACCGGCAAUACGUGGCACAAUGAUGAACAGCUUGUCGAGAUACAGAAGAGCCUGGUGGACACUGUUAAAAAAAAUAUGGAGUUUUAUCAACUUAAGCCACUUCCUGAAGUGGAAAACGGUCGUUCUAUGUCAGACACCGAUGAAUCAGAAGACGAACUACCAGAACUCGAUUUGGGGUUGGGUAUGAAAGAUGUCUGUGUUUUAGAAGUUGAUGACGUUGAAGAUAUGGAUCGUAUAAAUUUAUUGAUGGAUGAAAGACCACCGAACGAUUUUCAUGUAGUCAAUACGGAAACGAUACCUGGACUCGAAGAUCUUGAAAUUGUGCGCAAUCUUCAAAUGUUCACACAGCUCUCACGCGCCAAGAUUCCCACGGGACAGUCAGGCUUGAUGCCAUCAAAAUACUUUGCUCGGGUGCUACAAACGGUGUACUUUAAAUUGAGGCGCAUGGUGCCUUGCGCACUUUGCGAUCUGCAAUUCAAAAUCGCCAUGCCUGAGCAGGAUGAGAUACAAUUAUCAGUAGUUGGGAUGGCCUUAGGCCUUGGUGAGCCCACCAAAUUCAACAAGGUGCGCAGAAAAAUACUUUCGCAUUCAGUGAGCAAAGACCAGGUCAAACGAAUCGAUGACAACGAUAUGAUAUUCAGCCUUGAUGAGGAUCACGCCGAAAAUUCAAGCAUUGGCGAUUCUCUGCCGAUUACCUCGAAUAAUCCGAAUACGCAGUCAACAAUGCUUUUUGCUAUGUCACAGAAGCCGCGGUCGCGUUCUCCUCUCAGAAUCAAGCACACCACCCACAGGCACAAGCACGUACCACUAAAAGAAAGAUACGGCGUAGAUAUUACUCCAUUAUCUUAUCUUCCUGGUGGUAGAAUUGAAAGGUACUUGGGAAAUUUGAAUUUCUUCUUCAUUAGAGAAUCAAAUUCUAUUCGAGAGAAUGGAGGUCUUAGUGGUUUCAUUCACAGUUUCGUGACCGAAGUUCUGUCCAUAAUUCGAGCUCACGUCACGGCACUAGGAGGUAAUGCGAUGGUUGCUUUCUUCAUGACUCAGUGUGUUUUGCUACACAGUCCUCAUAAAAAUCAGGGCCAAUGUCUCAUAAAUGUGGGCGGAGACGUAGUGAACGUGUCGUAUUUUGGCAAUGACAAGCAACAACAGCUGACAGCAUCCGCCCUCGGGGGUAACUGCUGACCCCAGCCGCCUCACUCAGCACCUCCGUAACCCUAACGCAUCACACGACUCUUCGAUCUUUUCGGGUCUUAACGGAACGAUGAAUUCCUCAGCCUUCCGUCAUUCUGCAACUAAUUGUACAAAUGUACGUAUCUGCUCUCUGUAAUGAAUAGAAGGAGUUUCUAAAUAAACCAAAACUUAUUUAUAUGUAGCUUAGUCUAGAACUCUUGAAGCAAGUCACUUAGCGUUC
Molecule: messenger RNA, 6297 nt
Organism: Ceratosolen solmsi marchali
Lineage: Eukaryota; Metazoa; Arthropoda; Insecta; Hymenoptera; Agaonidae
Exons: 17
Coding region: 21-6068 (2015 amino acids)
Biological process (GO): positive regulation of vesicle fusion; protein localization to plasma membrane; intracellular protein transmembrane transport
Cellular component (GO): plasma membrane
Molecular function (GO): calcium ion binding; calcium-dependent phospholipid binding
Source: RefSeq, a predicted model, not a curated record